AUGUCCUACAACUACAACCAGCCGGCCGGCAGCAACCCCUCCUACUCCGCCCAGAACAACCUCAACUUCUACCAAUCCUCAUACUCCGACGCCCCUCCCGUCUCAGGCCAAAGCACACCUUUCCAAGCCUUCGGCAACGGAGGCAGCAGGGGCGCCGCCAGCCAAGCAUACCCAAGCUCAUCAAGCGGCUACGGAAGCUCAGGCGGAGGAGCUGGAAACUAUGGCUUCGGGGCAUUCGGCGGUCAGCCUGGUGCGAGUGGACAGAUGGGCACAGGGCAAGAUGGGUUGAGGACGGGAUGGCUGGCGGCGUUUGGCACGGAAGGGUAUCCCGGCGAACCACCGCUGUUGGAAGAGCUGGGAGUGAACUUUGUGCAUAUCCAGACAAAGACGCUUACCGUGCUGAAUCCCAUGGCGCGCAUCGACCAGCACAUCAUGGACGACUCAGAUCUCGCAGGACCAUUCCUGUUCUGCGCCCUAUUCGGCACAUUCCUACUCCUGUCCGGUAAACUCUGGUUCGGCUACGUCUGCGGCCUCGCCGCCCUCGGCGCACUCAGCCUCAACUUCGUCUUCAGCAUGAUGUCCCCGCCGCUCUCUCAGGACGAAAUGAACGCCGCGCAAAACCCACACAGCGCCUACCACGGCUCAACAAACCUCUCUUCGACACUCACCCUCGGCCGCUCAAGUUCCGUACUCGGCUACUGCCUCCUACCGCUGGUGAUCACAAGUCUUCUGGGUGUGGUACUGCCGCUUGAUUCCUUUAUCGGAUACAUCCUGGUCAGCGGAGCGAUCGCGUGGUGUACGUAUUCGAGCUCGGCGAUGUUUUGCGUCGUGGGACGGAUGUCGAAUAUGAGGGGGCUGGUCGCGUAUCCGCUCGCGUUGUUUUAUGUUGGGUUUGGAAUCAUGGCGAUUUUCUCGAGUCGAGGGACGGGGAGGAUCGAUGCUAUGAAGGUCACUGCGUGA
This is a messenger RNA of Dissoconium aciculare CBS 342.82, 960 nucleotides long. Its product is annotated as Yip1-domain-containing protein. Gene Ontology annotation, cellular component: trans-Golgi network; membrane. The transcript has 3 exons. The coding region runs from base 1 to 960 and encodes 319 amino acids. Gene Ontology annotation, biological process: endoplasmic reticulum to Golgi vesicle-mediated transport; vesicle fusion with Golgi apparatus. Lineage: Eukaryota; Fungi; Ascomycota; Dothideomycetes; Mycosphaerellales; Dissoconiaceae. The record is from RefSeq and is a predicted model, not a curated record.